This is a messenger RNA of Diatraea saccharalis (sugarcane borer), 6889 nucleotides long. Lineage: Eukaryota; Metazoa; Arthropoda; Insecta; Lepidoptera; Crambidae. The record is from the annotation of a GenBank genome assembly.
UUCUAUCUGUAGUGACUGUAGAAACACUUGAUGAGCGCCCGACUGCCGAUGACGCGAAAUGGUGACCCAAAAUAAAUUCAUGCUCAAUCUUAUAUUUAGCACGCUUGCUCGAAUCAUGCCGAGCGGCCAGUUGAACUGAGAUUUUGCACCGAUCACAGAUCAUUUCACAUAUACAUAAUAAAAAAAAAAACAAGAAAAAACGUCGUCGUGUGUGUUUCCUGAGUGGAUAUAAACAAAUGUCAGGAAUACUUAAACGUGACCCCCCAUGUUGCGGUGGUUCGAACGAUUCAAGGUAACCACUGCACUAGUCCAAAAUAUCUUCUCAACAACGCUCAUACACAAGUUAUUCACACCUAUUUCCACACAAGCCCACGCAAACACAUCGUGUUUCCAGUUGCUGAAGCUUACAUUGAAACGAAAUGUUGUGUUCUUAGUUUUACGGUGAAAAAGUGUAAACGUUGGUCCGUGUGGGAUCAUAACACAGGUAUUUUAUCAAAAAUACACAUAACCAACCAUAUGAACUUCAUAAACAAUACUACUUGUUGACAUAACACAAUUUUGUUACUUGAAUAAUUCAACAUAUGGAAUCUGAAUUGUCACCAGAUAAUGAGAAAAAUAUCCCACCGGUGCCAAUAAAAACUUAUCAAUGGGAAGAUUUGAAAAGAGCUCGUGAGGCUGGCGGUUAUCCUUGGACUCAUCUUCUGAAAGAGCCAAUAGAAGGCGAAAUUACAGCUGAGGAUAUUAUCAGAGAAACAACACCAAGAAGAAGUAUGUCGCGUGAAUUUUCAAAGUCCAGGACACAUUCACCUGUCGAUAGGGAUGUCCAGAAGAUCCUCAUUCUUGACUCUUCUCCGGGUAGCAGUAGAAAACAUGGUGAAGAAGGUGAGGAUGAAGGUGUACAUAUACCAAAUUUUUCUAAAGAAGUAUCUUUAGAUUCUGAUGACGAAAAUAUGAAUCAAGCUACCCAAUCGUAUAUCGUGAAAAGACCAGAGAGUCAAACAAGUACACGCUUAGCCACGCCUAUUGAAAUACCCAAAAAUAUUUCUCCAAAAGGUAUUUUAAAGAGACGUGUACCAGAACAACAGUACAAUAUUGGUGUAUCAGAGACACGUGAAAAAACAAAAUGUUGCCAUCCACUUGUGAAUAAAAUUAAGCAUUUAGCUGAUAAGACCUUACAAAAACUCGAAAAAACUGAAAAUGAAAAGUCACCAAUAGCAAAACGGAAAAAGAAUGAGGAUAUUCAGGAAAUAAGAGAACUCAGAUUUUCUCCAGGAGCUGUACGAAGACAAAAAUUUAGUGCGAUAAAAUUGGGUGACUCUGAUGAGAUGAGUAAAUCAAUGAAUGUUAAUACGCCACCACCUAGAAAAAAAAAGGAACAUAUAUAUGAAGACGUAGAAGAAUCAAAAAAUAUUGAAACUGAGAAAUCGUUACAUUUUUCUCCAGACGUAGACAAAUAUGACCUUGAAAAAUCAGAUGAUAAUAAAAGCAGUAGUAACAAAGAAAAUGAAAGCAUAUCUGAAAAAAAAUCAGUAUCAUCGUUUGACCCCAGUUUGGUAGCGGACGACGCUACUUCUUUGAAACCAGAAGAACAUGUUAUGGAAAAAUUACAUAAAAAAGAUGACACCAAUAAAGAAGCAAUAUUAUUAGAUGACGAAAUGGAUCCUGAUGAGCCCAACGUAGAUGAAAUUUUCCAAAAUCAACUUGAUGAAACCAGGUCACGAAAUGAAUCACCCAAUAUUACUAUUACAGAAAUAAUAGACGAAGAUAUAGAGGUUACUAUUGAACAAACCACUACCAUACCAAUAGAGUCUUCACCCAGUCCAAGUCCUCUUGAAAGGAAUAAUCAAUAUAUCAACAACGCAUCAGAACAAGAAUGGUCUAAGCCCAGCAGUGAUCACGAAUAUGAAAUCAUCGAAAAGCCCCCACCAAAUGUAGUUUAUACUACUAGUGUGGGAGAAAACUCGACCUUGGUAAAAGCAGAAGACGAGCUGUCUAGUACGACCUCAUUAGAAAGGAAAUUCUUACAACACACAACUGAUGAAGAAGAUCAUACAGAAGAAGAAAAAGAAAAUCUUCGAGAUGAUAAAACAGAUGAAAUCUUAAAUGCGGAAUUGUUACAAAGGAAUAUUGAAGACCGUUUUUUCGUUAAUACACCUUCGACGGUGUCGCGAACAGAAUGUGAAGUGAGUACAAGUCAAGUUGAUUCAUCUGCAUUAGAAAACUUACCUCUUAAAAGAGAUAGCCGUCAAAAAAAUUCAGAUAAUGCUGACAGUAAAAUUCAACAACGAAUAAAAGAAAGUACAGGUAAACUUAAAACUCAGGCAGGAAAGUUAAAAACUAAGUUGAAAAAUAUAAAAUCCAAUAAAUUUAAUAUGCCUGAUAAACCAAAAAUAAGUCUUCCUGAUCGACCCAAAUUUAAAAUGCCUGAGCGUCCAAAACUCGAGAGACCACGAUUUAAUUUACCAGAAAGAAGAAAAUUUAGUUUACCUGAUAGACCCAAAUUUAAGAAAAUUAAUAUAUCUGAAAAAUUAUCUUUUGGUGAUCGUAAAAAAUUUACCUUGCCAAAUAGACCAAAAUUUAGUGUUCCAGAUUUGCCCAAAUUCAAAAUGCCUGAGAGACCUAAAAUAAAUUUUCCAAGUUUAGGAAGAAGAAAGGAAUAUAAAGUUGAAACUGAAACUGAUGAUAAUCGCAGCAAUUCACCGAAUGUAGCUAUAGUUGAUUUUGAAGCCAAAACUUUUCCUAGAUUAUUCAAUAAAAAGAAGAAAACCGAACUUCAAAAAACAUCAUCAUCACCAACAUUAAAUAGAGAUGAAACUCCGCCACCUACUUUUACUUUUACUCGUGUCAAAAAAACUAACAAAGAACCGUUAUCUUAUACUCCGGAUGAACCAGAACAGCCAAGAGAAUAUGGUAAUAUUGAAAAUCAAGAAAUUUGCGAAAGUGAACCUGAUAUCCAGACACGGUUCGAGACCACAUAUGACUUUGACAAAAUGGACACAGAAUAUUUAGAUGAAGCAGGAGAUUUAUCUAAUUUCAAUGAAAAACACAAUGCAUCAUCUAUCCCUAAUAUUUCACCGUCUAACCAAGAAUACACUCAUAUUAACGAAAUUAAUAAUGACGAAUUUUUUGUCCGACCGAGAGGAAUUUCUCGCGAAAAUAUUCAAGUUAGAGAAUACUUGAGCGACGAAAUACGACAAGCGUUCAAAAUCCCAAACAAUGUCCUCGCAUAUAUGGGGAGCAAUUCUGGGGUUAACGAUGAACACUUGUAUUAUAAUGAAACCGAUGCUGAUCCAGAGCUUAUGAUGGAUGAGAACGAGCAAAUUAGAUAUUCUAAUGAGGAUUUGAAUGAUAAAGAUGAUGGUUAUUACACAUUCCCUCCUGUGAGACCAUCUAGAGCUAAACGGAAGAAAAAGGAAACUGAAUCCAUGAAAUACAUUGAUGAUAGUGUUAAUGCUAGUAUGCAGUUCAGUGAAGUAGAUUUAGGCGUAUUAGAGGAUCAACACCAUCAGGUGGAGCACGUCACCGAGGGUAUCGAUGAAGAAAACAGAGAAGAACUAGACCAAUUCAAUAGACUAAAUUUAGUACCAUCUGUUGAUUUGCAUUCAAUUCACGAGUAUGCUAAUGAUGACGUAAUAGAAUACCCAGAAAGUUUGCCGAUUCAAUCUCAGACUCUACCGAUGCCACCUAGAAGAAAAAAGAAGUCUAUGAAGAAAGACUUAAAGCAUUCUUCUUUGAAUGAUUUCAAGAAUAUGCCGAUUUCAGAGCUUUGGGAAGAAUCGCAACAUCGUCCAGAUGACAUAAUCGUAUAUCGUACCGAACAUGAAUAUAUCGUGCCUCAAGUGGACACAACAUUUACUAGUCAGAGCCCAGUUCCACCAAGGCGUAACCGUUCUAGAAGCUCCAGAGGUACCUCCCUCUGCGAUGACGACAGAACUUCCCAUGGGGCAGAAUCCCUUACUCUUGAUACACAUAUACCACAAACUGAUGAAAUAGAUCUAGUAAGGGAAAUUCGACAUGAAAGCCCAGGAUAUGCUACAGUAGAUAAGGGUCAGAAUGUCCCAGCUAAGCCAAUAAGAAGAUCAAUUAGUAAAACUCCACCUGUACGUCGUCGAAAAAGUAAUAGUUCGGAGCGUAAGUAUUACACCGUCGGCUCAACUAAAACUGUUCCUGAUCGACCACCCCGGAAAAAAUCUUCUACUAGUCUUAUGACUUUGGACAGUUUUACAAAACGGUCAAUUAGUGGAGAUUUAACGCAGUAUGUAGAAAUUGAGGAACCGCAAAUAGAAGAAGUACACAAAGAUUUAAAAUCUGGAGAAAUAGUAAGUAAAAUGAAAGAUAGGCCUUUACCACCACCACCACGACCGCCUAGAGGGCCAAAAAGAAAAAAGAAUCAAGCUGAAAUGGAACACCAAACUGUUACAGGACUCAAAACUAUGUCAGAAGUUAACGGCGUAUCCACACAAUUAGCUUCUGAUAUGAAAGAGGAAACAAAACCAGAAGAUAUUGUUGAAAUAGAAGUUUCAACUCAAACAGAUCCUUUACCAGAUGAUGUAGAUUAUGAACUUGGUAUGGAUGAUAAUCUCGACCUUUCAAUGUCUAGUUCUUUAAGAGAUAUAGUAGACGAAGACUCUAUUGUAGGUAAAUCUAUGGGUAGAAUGACAGAAAGCCCUAGAGUUUCACGGCCAACAUCUCGGUCAGAAAAAUCAUUGAAACUUUCUGAUCCAAAAAUUUCUGAACUAGCUAAAACAAAUAUAGGCCGUACAUCGCCAACUGUUAUUUUAGUUGAAAGACGCGUUUCAAGUCCAACUCGGAUAAAUGAAAAAGAAGAAAUGUUAACAGAAGCCUCAUUGACUGUACAGCAUAUAGAUAUUGACGAAUCACAAAUUCCUGAUGUACCACCUCUACCUAAAUCAAGAAACAUUUCAAGUCCAAUUCAAAAAUCAAAAGUCAUGACACCUCCAAGUGAUGAACGUGCCCUGGAAAGGGUAAGUGAUACUAGUCGAGAUAUCCAUUUAGAUAAUUUGGUAACUCAACGACUUCAAGUAAGAGAUUUAGAUGUUGGACGCUUAAAUGUGUCUGAAUUACAAGCAAGCAAGAUUUCAGUUUCCGAUAUAGAAGGCAUGACUUUACAAGUCACUGAACUCGACUCCAAAUCGGGCCACAUAUCUGUUAGUGGAAUUGAAUUUUCACAGUCAGUUAUCGACGAAAUCGUAAAGAAAUUUGCCGAGAUAACAACAAAUCAAGUUUCUGUACAGUCUUCGGAAUCUGUAGAAAUUCCGAGAUCGGUUAGUAGAGAAGAACAUACCCAAACUGAUAGUCCUCCGGAAACAAUUAAGGAAACUAAAACAGAAGAAAACCAAAUGACGGCAGAAGAACCCCCUCUCCCACCCCCUCCUCCACCUCCAUCUCAUCCCGAGCCCGAACUAGCCGGUACACCGCCUCCUCAAAGACCACCUCCUCCUGACCUAACGCCCCUGCUUUACUCUUACCUCCAGGAUAUAAAUAUACCACCCACAACUUUUUUUCCCCCACGGGUAUUUAGAGAACGUCCUUUCACGGAGUACCCCGAUAUGCAGCAUCAUUCACCUCCCCCACAAGUGCGCCGCCCAAAGAGAAAACCUGCCACUCCUCAUUCCGAGUCCAGUUCCGAAGACAAUAAGCCGCGACCCUCGCCCAGACGUAUGCCUCCUCCAGUAAGAACACAUGAACCCACUAUAGGCGAAGCUGGUGCACAAUUCUUAAGAGUAUGUCAGAGCUCUAUAAGUCGAGUUUUCAGGAAUAUGUUCAACUCUUUCAUGUCAUACAUUAGCGGAACGGAGGACAAAAAGGAUGUACAGAUGGCGUUGGUGAUAUUUCUCGUACUUAUAGCAGGGCUCAUUAUGUUUGGACUCAGUGACAGUCGUACGAUACAUCACCAUCACUGGGAAUUCUUCAACCCACCGGAUAGUAAGCCAUGAUUAAUAUCCACAUGUCAAAUCCGCUCACUUACCUUAAGGUUUCCUAGUCUAGUUUGUAAAGUAGAUUUAAAGCUAACUUGUAGGAUACCUUUGUAUGCUAAUUUAAAAAUAAUUAAAUUGCUCGUUUAUGAAAAUAUUAUACUUUUUUAAAUCUGAUUGUAUCUGAUUUUUACUCUGGUCGGUUAAAUAGAAACAGAAAUAUUUUAAAAUGAAACGAAAACCAAAACAAAAACAAUUAUGACAAAAAUAAGCAUUUUUUAUCUAUACUAGACUUUCCACUUUGGGCUUAAAAAGCCGACAACGGCAAUUGUUAAGUUUAUUUUUAAUAAAAUAUAGGUUUAAGUCUAUUUUCUUCUUGGUAGCAAUUCUGUUGUACAAAUUAGACUGAAAUUAAUUUUAUUACUGUCAAAGUCCGUUUUAAUUUUGUCAACAAUUAAGAUAACAGCAGUAAACUUAGUUAUAGUAUACAGUGGUAUGGUGACUACAGAAGAACAUUCGACAAAGCAAAAUUGAAAUUAUAGGUAUUUUUAUUUAAGUUAGAGAAUAAUACAACAGACUUGCUAUCAAUAUCUUUAUUUACACCAAGCUAAAAAGAAGUAAUAUAAGUCGAUAUAUUUUACACCAGUAAUACUUAAUGACUGCCUCCGUAAUAUCUACAUAUAGAAGACAAUAAAAUGUUAUAGAUAUAAUCUAGUCAAAAUUAAUCAAUUGUUAAUCAGUUAUCGUUAUGAAAUAGCGAUAUUUGUUAUUUUUUUCAAAUAAUAUAUAAUAUCACAUCAUAAUAUACGAUAUACGAAAGAGCUACGUAUACACUCGUUUAUUUAUAUAUAUUGUAUUGUUAUUAUUUAUUUGUUUAUUUCUGAAGUAGCGUGUCGACUAUAGGCUGGUGGUUUUAUGCAUUUUAAAAAUUGUUUUUGUUGUGUAAUAAUUAU